UCCCGGCCCGGGCUCCAGGUGCUAUGGCUUCCCGCGGGAGGAAGCGGAAGGCCGAGACGGCGGUGGUCGCAGCAGCUGAGAAGGUGGAGAAGCAGGCUGGUGGCCAGAAGGAAAUGGAGGAGGCGACUAUUGUUAUCGAGCAUUGCACCAGUUGACGCGUGUACGGGCGCAACGCCGCGGCCCUGAGCCAGGCGCUGCGCAUGGAGGCCCCGGAGCUUCCAGUGAAGGUGAACCCUGCCAAGCCCCGGAGGGGCAGCUUCGAGGUGACGCUCCAGCGCCCGGACGGCAGUAGUGCGGAGCUCUGGACGGGGAUUAAGAAGGGACCUCCACGAAAACUCAAGUUCCCUGAGCCGCAAGAGGUGGUGGAGAAGCUGAAGAAGUACCUUUCGUAGGGAUGUUUGGGCAGAAAGUCUCACGCCGAGCCUUCUAUCCCUGGUGAUGUUGGGAGCAUUUAUGAUGGGACAUGGCCAAACUUCAGUCAUGUGCCUGAAGCUACGGUUUCUUCCCCUCCAGAAGUGAUGGUUCAGUUGUGAGGCAACACUCUAGUAAGACACUGAAAAGUUCUUAGAUUUGGUUUGUUUAAUAAAAGUUGAAAUAAAGUACUUGAGUAAUAAAGUAAAACUUAAUUUUAUGGUAAAGGAUGAAAGCCAGUAACCAAUGAACCUGAAACGCCCAGGGUGUCUGGUAGAGCAUAUGGAAAACUUGUAAAAUUUUGGGGGGAAAGUAAGUAAUUUUUUAAAAAGCAACUGUAUCUUUUUCAACUCACUUCUUGGAAGUGAUGAUGGAAGUACUUCCUCCUGGCCCCGACAGAGGUUUUGGCUAGACUUCUCAUACAGGGAAUAAGUAAGCCCCACACAUAGGUGCUAGACAAUGUCCUGUCCCUCCCAUCUACUUUGUGUUCCAGCCCAGCACCGCUUCACACCUUCUGGAACAUUUUCUGACAAAGAACUACUGCAAAGGGUGUACUUAAUUUUUCCUGAGUUAGCAGUGCCUCAUAACCUGGGAGACCUGGCCUUGGCUAUUACCUAUGACCCACCAGAGU
Molossus molossus (Pallas's mastiff bat) is the source of this 1042-nucleotide messenger RNA. RefSeq names its product selenoprotein H (gene SELENOH). The transcript has 4 exons. The record is from RefSeq and is a predicted model, not a curated record. NCBI's taxonomy places the organism in Eukaryota, Metazoa, Chordata, Mammalia, Chiroptera, Molossidae. Gene Ontology annotation, cellular component: Golgi apparatus.